AUGCCUGGCGAGGCGGAUCUUCAAACGGAACUUGAUUCGCUGCGUGUUCUACGCGCAACAUUGGAGUCUGUGAGACAAUUUGUCGACGCGAUUGAAAAUGAUUCGAAGGCCAUGAGAGAAAAUGCCAAAACUGUCACAGAAUUGAGUAGAAAAUGGGGAGAAGUAAUUCAAGAGGCUGCAGUUGUUGUAGGAGAGACUAAGCCAAAACCACCAGGUCCUCGGCGAUAA
Molecule: messenger RNA, 228 nt
Organism: Orbilia oligospora ATCC 24927
Lineage: Eukaryota; Fungi; Ascomycota; Orbiliomycetes; Orbiliales; Orbiliaceae
Exons: 3
Coding region: 1-228 (75 amino acids)
Source: RefSeq, a predicted model, not a curated record